Molecule: messenger RNA, 6314 nt
Organism: Salmo salar (Atlantic salmon)
Lineage: Eukaryota; Metazoa; Chordata; Actinopteri; Salmoniformes; Salmonidae
Gene: ttc6
Product: tetratricopeptide repeat domain 6
Molecular function (GO): protein binding
Source: RefSeq, a predicted model, not a curated record
GUUGUCUGGUUUGGUUGCUAGGAGAUUCUCCCAGAAGUUUGUAAACAUUUUACCUGCCAACGUGUUUAUGAGAUGAUAUUCAAAUAUUUAAAGUAACGUCAAUUUCAGCAAAGAGCGGUGUCUUGUCACUUCAAUAGUUUUGGAAAAGUCCUUUACUUUUUUUGCAUGUUUCACUUUCCAACAUUUGGUCACGUUGAUAGACAACAUGCUGAGAAAUAAGGUUCUGAGCCACAGCGAGGAGCUAAAGCUGAAGAAGGAGUUAGGGGUGCUACGCAAUGAGGCCCAGUGUGAAUUCCUACAAAUGAAGCAGCUGUUUUUCAACUCCCACACAACCAGCAGCACACAGGCCCAACCACCAGACUCUCUCCACACACUGGAGUCAUCAGGACUGAUGGAAGAGGCUACAGAGGGACCCUGUGGCACAUCGGACACACCCCAAAAUAGGACCUCACAGAUGUCUGCAGGGUCAGUCAGCCUGUUGGAGUUCCAUGCAGAUCUGCUACAAUCCCCACCUGCCUCCUUACCACAAAGUGCACUCCUACUAGACAUCCCUAAAACAAAGUCUGAGGUGAGCGGGAGUCAAGGAACCAUACUUAUCAAAGGAAUCAGUGAAGGGAGAAAUUCAGUUAGUUUGGUCCUGUCUCCUCCAGGCCAGAAACCUUCCCAGAAGCCGGCCAUAGCUCAGCUAGCAGGGACUACCAAAGUGGUGUCCAUGUCCAUGAGGCCACAGCCUCCCUCUAAGCCCAGGUCAGAGAGGCCAGCAACAAGGACCAGGAAGUUUAUAUACAAGAGCAAGAAGGAGUCAGAGCAGGUGUCGGAGAAGGAAGCGGCGGAGAGGUGCAUCCGGAGCUCGGACAACACCGAUGACAGCAGGAACAGUGAGGACUCUGGCUCCGAGCAAUCCCACGGGAAAGCCCCACAGAAGGUCAAGAAAAAGAAAAGGAGGAAACAGAAAGAUAGGUCUACGCAUGCACCAAGGACUCCCACUGACGACAGAAGCUCAAAGAGCCAGAGGAGUACCAUGGCCCCUAACAGUAUCCACAGUGUCAAGUCCACCACAGAGCUACUGGAUGAGGCACGGGGCAUUGUAGGGGCCGAAGGUGCAGAGAGCCAGGAGGACACGGACCCCCAGCAGAGAGAUCCAGAGGAGUCAGUGGCCACGACUAUGGGGCUUGUCAGAGGCAGAGGGAGGACGGUGGAUGAGAUCGUUGCCUCCUUCCAGAGAGGGGACAGUGAUAUGCCAUCUGCCUCGGACCAGAUGAUCAAGGAGCUGAUGGAAAGAGUGCUGGGGGACAGCUAUAACGCUGACAACGAGGAAGAAAAAACAGUGGAAUCAGAGGAGAGAGAAGAGAAUAUUAGCCAUGUACAAACAGAGGGUACUCCUCAGAGGCCCCCGGUUCGACAGAGUAUGUUAUGGGUCAAGAGGGAGACACCUACCCCUCCAAGACCUGCUGAGUCCCCUAAAGUCACACCAGGGGUCUACAAGAUCGCUCACUCGCUGUCUGAACGAGAGACAGACGGCGAUGACUCUAUGGUGUCUGCUCUUCCACAGAACGUAACUUAUGCAGAUGUGAUGACAGCUCGAGGAGAUACCAUAGCUCCUUCUCAGAGACCAGCGAGGGUGUCUUUACAAAACAAAACCAUUCAAGGCCUCUCCCCUCUAGCGACAUGGGCCCCCAAAGCGCAUGCAGAUGGGUACAAGACCAUUCACCACCUCUGUACAACCCCAGUCAGCCAGGCCCUGCCUCUGGAGCUGCAGCUGGCUUCCCGGGUCUGUCACACCUCUAGCCAACUCAGUGCACCACCGCAGUUUCACCAACAGAGGACAGCUCUACAACACAUCGCUGCCCAGCCUGACAGACACAGGAUAGUAAAUGAAGGCGUGCCCUGCGUGGAGGUGACUGAGUCUGAUGGAAAGGACUGCGUGGGUCACCUGCCUCCCCAAACUUCAGACAGCUUGGCAGACUGGCAGAGGAUCGCUGAGUAUUACGUAGAGAAGCCCAGGAUGAUGCUUCAUGGACAGGCGACCUCUCUGUGUUCCAACGAGCUGAAGAUGUUCUGGCACCCAGCGCCUCCUAAGUUCAGCUGCUCUCCUGCAUUCGUCAAACACAAACUCUUUCCCAAGUACCAGGCAACGCGGAACGAUCUCUCCAGAGAGGAGCUCUAUGGUGAUCUGCAGGACCUGGUGGAAUCAGCCUGUGACCUGACAGAGAUGGAGCCAACCACCUCAGUGGAAAAUGUGCUGUCCAGAAAGUUCAAGUCUAUGAUAGACCUCAGAGUAACUGAGCAGUCACCUCAACCCUCCAUUGACGAAGAACAGUGGAAGAGGCCCUUCUCUGCCCCACACCUCAACCCUGAGCCAGAGGCCUUCCUCAAGGUAUCAUGUGACUUUGCCACCGUCACCAGAGAGCUGGAGGUGGUUCGGCAGCAGCUGUCCUCCACUGUGCUGGCUGAGGAGACCCAUCCCCAGGCUACUCCCACUGUCCAGCAGGACGCCGACCACCAAGCCCCCGCAGCAGGCCCCAACACAGAGGAGCUUACCCCAGCCCUCAGCCAGAGUCAACUCCAGUACAGGAGGGACCGAGGCAGGGUGACGCUGGGGGAACCCGUCAGGAGAGGCAGCAUAUCCCACUCCAAGAAGAAGGUCGCCAAGGGUUCGAAGAAGCUGUGCCCUGCCAAGCUGGCCUACAUCCAUGAAAAACUGCAGGAGCCACCACGUACUCUCAUCAGGAGUGAGUCUGUGUGCCAGCUACUACCCAUCAAACCCACCACGUGCCUUUCAGAGGAGCCUCCUCUCCCGCUCCCCUUGCCCCGCUACCCGAGCCUACCCCUGGUGCUGGACUUUGAGAGCUUUGCCGCUGACCAGGGUGGCAUCCCCGACGUGCUCCCUCCCCGGGAGUGGGUGAGGGAUAUCUGGGAUGCCUGGUUUGACCAAUUCUUCCCCCCACUUGAGGAGAGCAGCAGCACCUCCAAGAAAGAGUCAGACUCCUCUAAGAGGGCCCCCAGCAGCAGCCUCCAGAGCGGGGCCCUGAAGAAGCCUGGGGAGAAGGUCCUGAUGCUGGAUGAGAUACAGCCUCUGGACUGGGUGGACCUGUCUCUGACCCUGGACCAGGGUCUGACCACAGGGGACCUGGAGGGAGAGGUGGCCAAGCUGACCCAGGAUAUUGCCCAGCAGGACAGACCCAGCGCCUUUUACCUGUGUCGCAGGGGGGCGCUGCAGAAGAAACUGGGCCGGCUUAACCAGGCUCUGGAGGAUCUCAAUGCCGCCAUUUCCCUAGAGCCCUACCUGCUGGAUGCUUACUGGCACAGGCACAGCAUUUAUCUGCUCAGAAACAACCAGAAUAGUGCUUUGGAUGACCUGAACUUUAUCAUCAAGCACACCAAGAAACAUGCAGAUGCCUUCAAGUCCAAAGCAGAAAUCUACAGAGUGAGAGGAGAGACCAUCCUGGCUAUUAUAAACUACACUCAGGCCAUCAAAUGCAGACCUGAAGACGAUGACAACUAUUUCAAGAGGGCUGAGAUGUACGAGAAGAGGAAUGAGAUUCAACUGGCCAUGGAGGACUAUGCCAAAACGUUCACCAUCAACCCAGGGAGAACGGACGCUCUGUUGACCCACGGCCUGCACUACUUCCACAGCUGUAACUGGAUGGUGGCUCUGUCUGACUUUUCUCUGCUGCUCCAGCGUGAUCCUAGCCAUGCCAUCGCCAGGACGUACAGGGGCAGGAUCUAUGCUAAGGUGGGUCAGUACCAGGAAGCCAUCGAGGACUUCUCCCUGGCAGUUCACCUGGACCCCAAUGCCUGGCUGGCCUUCUACCACCGAGGCUGUCUGCUCAGGAAGAUGAUGCCUGAUAUUGCCCUCCAAGACCUCAGCAUCUCAGUACUCAUUAAUGAUAGCCAAGAGAACCUGAGUGCCUUCCUGCACAGGGGCCUGCUCUAUACGGAGCGACAGCAGUGGCAACAAGCCGUGUCCGACUUUGAAGCCGUGAUCAAACUUGACAGGUCUGUAGCACUGGCCCAUGUGAUCCUGGGCUUGAUCUUCAUGUUGAAUAUGGGCCAGAACUAUGAAGCCAUCCAAAUGUUCAGCAACGCUUUGAGGGUGGACCCCACCUACAUCAGAGGAUACAUCUGCCGGGCCCAAGCCUAUCGUAAUGUCAAUGAUCUGAAGAGAGCGCUGAAAGAUGUGACACGAGCCAUACAUAUGAAGCCAGACGCUCAACAAUUGUAUAUCAUGAGGGGCCAGUAUUUGUGUGACAUGGAACAGUUUGACCUGGCCACGUUCUGUAUCCAGUACGCUGCAGAGAUGAACAAAGCACUAGGGUCAUCUCCCAUCCAGCAGGCUGCUGUCCAGUCUUUCCUGGGGAAUGAUGCCAAAGCCAUUGCCUGUCUGGAGGCAGCCACCAACAACCAACCUUCACCUCCCAUCCUCAUUCUCCUGGGCAAGACACAGAUGAAGGCACGCAAGUUCAUGGAGGCAGUAGAGAGCUUCAGGAAAGCCCUGAUUCUGCUGAGCCCCAACGAGACCAACCUGUACAACGUCUCUGAAGCUGCAGAGGUCUUCUAUCUGACUGGACUCUGCUACAUGGCACUGGAUCUCCUGUUGCAGGCUUUUGAUGCGUUCAGCAACGCAGUGAAGAUAAACCCUGACUAUGCAGAUGCGUACCACCAGCGUGGGCUCUGUCGUAUGCGCCUGCAGCAGUCCGAGAGUGUUCAGGACUUCAACAGAGCCCUCUUCAUCAACCCCAACCUGUUCCAGGUGUAUCUGAGCCGUGCAGCCUUCUAUGGCGCUAAAGGGCGCUAUUCAAAGGCCAUCCUGAACUGCAACGAAGCCAUUAAGAUCCAGCCCAAGAGUGUCAGAGUCUACCUGUAUAGAGGAGCACUCAAAUUCUACCUGAAGGUGUACAAAGGGGCAGUGGAGGACCUGACCAUGGCCCUGAGGAUAGACAAAACCUGCUCAUUUGCAUACUACAACCGUGGAGUGUGUUAUCAGCAACUCAAGGAAUAUGAAUUGGCUCUUAGAGACUAUGGGAUUGUCCUCCUCCUUCCCAGCAAGAAGGAGAUUGACCUGAAGGUCUUGAUCAAUCGUGCUCUUCUAUACGUGGAGCUGAGUGACCAUCACAAUGCCUUACAGGAUUUCAAAGCUGCCUCCUUGAGAAGUCCAGAGGACGCCACCAUCUACCAUGCCCUAGGAGUCUCCCAUCACAGGCUGGGUCAGCUCCAGGAGUCAGUAGAAGCCUACAGCCAGGCCAUGCAGAUCAGCCCGUUCUUCCUAGAUGCCUACGUGGGGCGGGGCAACGCCUACAUGGACUACGGGCACACCCAGGCUACCAAACACGCUCAGAGGGACUUCCUUUCCGCCCUGCACCUCAACCCCCUCUGCUCCAACGCACGCAUCUGCCUGGCCUACAACUUCCAGGUUUUCGGUUGCUUCCAAAGAGCCUGGAACCAGUUCACAGUGGCAGCAGAGAUUGACUCCAAAUGCUGGAAGGCAUUUGAGGGGAGAGCUGUCAUCAACCUGCAGAUGGGAAACACCUAUGCUGCUUUCCAAGACAUUAACAUGGCUUUGAAGCACCAUCCUGUGUCAGAUCAGCUGCUGACUAACCGAGGGGUGAUAAACCAGUUCAUGGGGGACAAAACCAAUGCCAUGAAAGACUACCAGAGAGCCAUCUCACUCAACACCAAGUACGCCCUGGCCUUCUUCAACGCUGCUAACCUCUACUUCUACAACAGGCAGUUUGAACAGGCCUGUGAGUACUACAGCCGAGCGUUUGAGCUGGACCCAGCAGAUGAGUCUGCGGUGCUGAACCGGGCCAUCACCAGGGCUCUGCUGAGGAAGGUUCCAGAGGCCCUCCAGGACUUCUCUGAGGCCCUGAGACUCAACCCUUAUUCCUCACAUGUGUUCUUCAACCGAGCCAAUCUCUACAACUGCCUGCGCCAGUACAGGAAUGCAGAGAAGGACCUCAGUCAAGCUCUUGUCCUCCAGCCCAACGAUGCCCUGGUCUACAAGCUCCGUGCUGAUGUCAGAGGCCACCUGGGCAAGACUGACCAAGCGAUGCAGGACUAUAGAACAGCAGUGGAACUCCAAGAGGCACUGGAGGGCUGAGAUGAGCCAACCCCAUAUUAGCGAUACCAUACCGUCUGUCUCCUUAUGAUGCUACUCAACGUGACAGGUUCAGACCUACCGGUCAUAGGUAUGGUUGACUGAGGAAAUAUAUACUGUUCAUCAAAAUGUAUACUUUGUGAUAUAUUGUGCAUCAGAAUCUUCAAUAUUUGUUAUAUUUGUUGUUAUAUGUUUCAUAAAACUUCCAUGACAUUCA